AGACUGAUGAGACUGGGUGAGACGUGAGACUAUAACCUCUUAUUUUAACGAAAGACACGCACGAAGCACGUGUAAAAUGGCUAAAUCGUUACGCAGUAAAUGGAGAAGAAAAUGCAGAGCGGUCAAGAGAGAACGUUAUGCGGCAAAGGAAUUACAAAGACUAAAAAAGACUCUGGGUAUCGAUGACAGUGUAUCCAAAGACGUGGAAAUGUCAGAUAUCACUGAAAUUGCCACAGUUGUUGACGCAAAGAAAGUAAAAGAAGAUGUUAAGGCUAAGCAGGCUGUAAACACAAAUGAAGAACAGAUGGAAGUAGAAGGUGCUAGAGUGUAUAGUAGAAAAACAUUGCGUGAUCAGUAUGGUAAUUAUCCCGUGUGGAUGAGCCAAAAAAAGAUUAAGCACAAGAAAGGCAGAGCAAAAUCACAAAAAGCCAAAAGUGGAAAAACAAAUAAAAGACUCACACGACGACAAAAGAAAACAAUGAAACGGAAAGAAUAAAAUCUUGCUUCAUAAAUUUCAAAAUUAAUUAUUCCAUUACUUAUCCAUUUUGUAAGUAUUAUGAAGAUUACUGGUUAUCUUUUUAUAAAUAAAAUUUGAUAAAAAGAAA
This is a messenger RNA of Linepithema humile (Argentine ant), 605 nucleotides long. Its product is annotated as protein LLP homolog. Gene Ontology annotation, molecular function: RNA binding. NCBI's taxonomy places the organism in Eukaryota, Metazoa, Arthropoda, Insecta, Hymenoptera, Formicidae. Gene Ontology annotation, biological process: dendrite extension. The record is from RefSeq and is a predicted model, not a curated record. Gene Ontology annotation, cellular component: nucleolus.